Aureobasidium vineae is the source of this 2250-nucleotide messenger RNA. The record is from the annotation of a GenBank genome assembly. Lineage: Eukaryota; Fungi; Ascomycota; Dothideomycetes; Dothideales; Saccotheciaceae.
AUGGAUCUGUGUCAAGUCUUCGACCAGGAGCUCGAAGCUCUUGGUAUUGAGACCGUCCAGAAGGAGACUAUUCAUCCCAGAAAGAGUUACAAGAUGAACUCUUCUUGCGCCGAUAUCCUUCUGUUCGCCAGUCACAAGUGGAGUGUCAGCACCCCCAGCUUGUUGUACGACACCAAGGACAACAUGGGUCAGACCACCACCAACAAGUUCUGGGUCGAUGUUCAGCUUCGUUACGGUGAUUACGACUCUCACGACAUCGAGCGUUAUGUUCGUGCCAAGUACCUCGACUACACCUCGGACAGCAUGAGUAUCUACCCAUCUGCUACUGGCUUGAUGAUAGGUAUCGAUCUUGCUUACAACCUGUACUCUGCCUACGGACAGUACUUCCCUGGUCUUAAGCAGCUUGUUCAGCAGGCUAUGGCCAAGGUCAUGAAGGCUAACCCUGCCCUCUAUGUUCUUCGUGAGCGUAUUCGCAAGGGUCUGCAGCUCUACGCCUCGGAGAGCAACCAAGAGUUCCUCAACUCGCAGAACUACUCUGAGCUGUUCAGCAACCAGAUUCAGCUCUUCAUUGACGACACAAACGUUUACCGUGUCACUAUCCACAAGACCUUUGAAGGUAACUUGACCACCAAGCCUAUCAACGGUGCCAUCUUCAUUUUCAACCCCAGAACUGGUCAGCUGUUCUUGAAGAUUAUCCACACCAGUGUCUGGGCAGGCCAGAAGCGUCUUGGUCAAUUGGCGAAAUGGAAGACGGCAGAAGAAGUUGCGGCACUCAUCCGCUCAUUGCCUGUCGAAGAGCAGCCCAAGCAGUUGAUCGUCACCAGAAAGGGUCUCCUCGAUCCUCUCGAGGUACACUUGCUUGACUUCCCUAACAUCUCUAUCCGUGCUUCGGAGCUGCAACUGCCUUUCCAGGCCGCAAUGAAGGUUGAGAAGCUCGGAGACAUGAUCUUGCGUGCUACUGAGCCUCAGAUGGUGCUCUUUAACCUAUACGAUGAAUGGCUCAAGUCCAUCUCGUCUUACACUGCCUUCUCGCGUCUCAUUCUGAUUCUGCGUGCCCUGCACGUCAACCAGGACAAGACCAAGCUGUUGCUUCGUCCUGACAAGACUGUCAUCACUCAAGAGCAUCACAUCUGGCCGACAUUGUCUGACGAUGACUGGAUCAAGGUUGAAACGCAAUUACGCGAUCUGAUCUUGAAUGAUUACGGAAAGAAGAACAACGUCAAUGUCUCUUCUCUGACUCAGAGCGAAGUCAGAGAUAUCAUCCUGGGUAUGGAAAUUAGCGCACCCAGUAUGCAGAGACAACAGGCUGCCGAGAUUGAGAAGCAGCAAGAGGAGCAGGCCCAGCUCACUGCUGUCACUACAAAGACUCAAAAUGUGAAUGGUGAGGACAUUGUCGUCACUACCACGUCUCAGUUCGAGCAGCAAACCUUCGCCUCAAAGACCGAGUGGAGAACACGUGCGAUUGCCACGUCCAACCUUCGCACUCGCGCCAACAACAUCUACAUCUCGUCUGAGGAUAUUCGUGAUGAUGAGGAGCACUUCACUUACAUCAUGCCAAAGAACAUCCUCAAGCGUUUCAUCACCAUCGCCGAUCUUCGCGUCCAGGUUGCUGGUUACCUGUAUGGUACAUCACCACCAGACAACAAACAAAUCAAGGAAGUGAAAGCCAUCGUCAUGGUGCCUCAAGUUGGCAACACUCGCGACAUUCAGCUUCCUCGCAACUUGCCCGAGAACGACAUCCUCAACUCACUUGAGCCUCUCGGAUGGAUUCACACAAGUGCUGGCAAUGAGACAAGCUACAUGGCGGCACAAGAUGUCACACAGCACGCCCGCCUGAUGAACCAGCACGAAUCUUGGGACAAGAAGACCGUCACCAUGACAGUUUCCUUCACCCCUGGUUCCGUCUCGCUGUCCGCGUGGUCUCUCACUCCCUCUGGCUACACCUGGGGAGCCGAGAACAAAGACAUGUCAUCCGACCAGCCAUCUGGCUUCAACCCAGGCGCCGGCUUUGGUGAGAAGUCCCAACUCCUUCUCUCUGACCGCAUCCGAGGAAUGUUCUUCGUUCCCGACGACGAGAGAUGGAAUUGGUCAUUCAUGGGCUCAGGCUUUGGUGACAAAGAGAAGGGUCGCAUCUAUGUGGAUGUUGGUGUGCCCAAGAGAUUCUACGACGACGUGCAUAGACCUGUUCACUUCCAAAACUUUGCCGAGUUGGAAGAUGUUUGGGUUGACAGGUCUGAUAACUUGGCUUAG